Cynara cardunculus var. scolymus (artichoke) is the source of this 1823-nucleotide messenger RNA. RefSeq lists its product as uncharacterized. Gene Ontology annotation, cellular component: mitochondrial small ribosomal subunit. The transcript is spliced from 7 exons. NCBI's taxonomy places the organism in Eukaryota, Viridiplantae, Streptophyta, Magnoliopsida, Asterales, Asteraceae. Bases 40 to 1455 code for a protein of 471 amino acids. Gene Ontology annotation, molecular function: structural constituent of ribosome. The record is from RefSeq and is a predicted model, not a curated record.
CCGAAAUCCAUCGAACUUCGCCGUCGUCGAAGUAGAAAAAUGUUGCGUUCACUUCUCCGAGCAGUCUCCUCAGCCUCACCGGUGAAAUCUACUUUCAUCCCCACCGCCAUUGCAGCAUCAAAUUCAACAACUUCACAGCUCACAUCUUCCAGAACAUUUGCCUCGAAGAAAGCCAAAGCGUCGGCUUCCAAGGGGAACAAUAAGAAAGGUCAGCCUAAAUCCAAAGCCGAUGCGAAAACCAAGUCGAAACAGGAAGAGAUCGUAUCAGCCUCCGUCGAUGAUGCAGCUCAUGACCUCAUCUCCGAUGAAAGAAACCGGAGGCGCCUCCUUGAUGAAGAUGAACGCAAUAGUUCGCUUGACGUUGGCCCUAACGGACGGCCGUUGUUUACUUCGGCUGCUUCUUUAUCUGAACUAAGUAGAAAAGACGCCUGCACUUACUUGAAAUUUAGUAGGAAGAAGCUGGAGGAGGUGCUGCCAGAGAGAUUGCCAGUGGGAAUGGUGAAAGAGUUUGAUGAGUCAAUGAGAGAUGCAUUGCUCGUUAGACAUAGCUUCUUGGAUCUCCGAGAUAAUUUCAGGCGCAUUGUUGACCCACCUUUGCAAUCUAGUAAUAGCAGAGGUUUGAGUGCGCAGAAGCAAAUAGUAUUGGAUGGUCCUGUAAGCUGCGGAAAGAGUAUUGCUCUUGCAAUGCUUGUUCACUGGGCACGUGAUGAAGGUUGGUUGGUAUUGUAUGUUCCAGAAGGUCGAAGUUGGACUCAUGGAGGACUUUUCUAUAAAAACCCUCUAACUGGUUUGUGGGAUACCCCAGUACAGGCAGCCAACAUUUUGCAGGAUUUCUUGAAAUACAACGAAUCAUGCUUAAUGAAGCUGCCUUGUAAAAUAGUUGCUCCUAUACCACUUGGUGACGGUGCCGGUGUUGGGAGGAUGAAGGAUGCGGAUUCGAUGGCAAUGCCUGAAGGUUCUACUUUAUAUGACUUGAUUCAAACAGGAAUCACUACCACACAUGCUUCUGUUGGAGUAGUAGUUCGUUUGAGACAAGAGUUGUCACUUGUAAAAGAUAUGCCCGUUCUCAUUGCAAUUGACCAAUAUAAUAGUUGGUUCACAUUCACUGAAUUCGAGGAGCCAAUGACUGUUCGCUCUUGCCGCCCAAUCCAUGCUAGAGAAGUUGCAACGGUGAAUGCAUUUAGGUCGAUGAUGCAUGACAACAUGAUGGUGGGUGCUUUCUCUCACUCGACAGCGGUGGGCAAGCUAAGGCAAGAUUUACCAGAUGUUCCGACAAAUGCUCGUGUUAUGUUUCCUCGCUACACUCUCGAUGAAGCUGCGGUUGUGUCUCACUAUUACCUGAGGCAAAGACUGAUACGUCGUGAAGCAUUCUCCGAGGAGGCGUGGAAGAAAUUAUAUUACCUUGCGAAUGGGAACGGGUCAGAAAUGAGAUGGUUGCUUCCCUUCAUGCGGUGAGCACACUUGUCGAAUUUCUUACUGGAUUGCAAGAAAAUCAUACACAAAAUGGAAGUAGAUUGCCUUCUUUCAUCUUCUGAAACAUCUUCGACUAGAAAUGAAGAAAAUAACGCGCUCCUUUUUUGGAUUUCUGAAACGAUCUAGAAAGAACGUAACUUGUGUUCAUACAGCUAAAGAAGACGGUAUAUGGUGAAAGUUUUACGCAACUGAACCAGCAUGCUCGUUCCAUGUUUUGUUGGUGUGUAAUGUGUAACAAGGAAAAAAAGACGAGAUCUUGGGUAUUUUAUUUUAACGGAGGUCUUUCUUUGACUCGAGAAUCAGUUGUUAGAUAUAUGAAUCUUUCUUAUCGAUCGGGAUUUGGUCUUUCA